This is a messenger RNA of Fimicolochytrium jonesii, 1353 nucleotides long. RefSeq lists its product as uncharacterized. The transcript is spliced from 9 exons. The coding region runs from base 1 to 1353 and encodes 450 amino acids. Lineage: Eukaryota; Fungi; Chytridiomycota; Chytridiomycetes; Spizellomycetales; Powellomycetaceae. The record is from RefSeq and is a predicted model, not a curated record.
AUGUCCGUAGCGCCAGAAACAAUCCGCACGAUGGAAAAGGAACGUCAGGAACAGAAAGCACCUCUGGAACCGGCGAUCGACAACAAGGAUUUGGAUACCCACCCCACCGAUGACGCAACCCCGGAUGACUUUGACCCUGAGUUUGCCCCAGAGCUAGAUUACGGCGACCAUCCCGAUAUCUGUGCAGAUGAGAAUGAUGACAGCAUGAGCGACGAUGGGGAAAUGUUCCAGCGACAACGCAGCGACAACGACGACAGCUUUGAGGAAGAACAGGAAUCACAUGAGGGCGACGAGGGUCGUGAGGGCAACGAGGGUGAAUGCGAAGCAAAAGCCACUGUGCCCCAGUCAAUACCACCGGAGACCACACGACUGCGCGGGGGAGAGGGAGAUGAUGGGUGGGAAGUAGAAGCAUGGUUGCAAGGCACCUACCCAAGGAAGUUACCAACAAAAUCACUCGCCGUUUCUUCCCUCGGUUCUCACCCUCCGAAGCCACACGAGGACGUAAGGGAGUCCCUCGCCAGGCUUAAAAGCCGGAGUGAUAGAUGUGGCAGCGGCGUUGAAGAUGCCCGUGGGAGUCUGGUCCCGACGGACAGACUUGCUGGAAGAGCCAAGGAUGAUGACACGGCGCCGGCAACACGCUCUGCAAGAGAACGCAUCCUCACGGUAUUCAUCGCGUGGGCAAAAGCCCAUGCCAACUCCGUUCCUGGACGUCAACAAUCUGAAGGCACGGCGUGCCUAUCCUCUUCAAAGCUAUCCGUGAUCAAGACCAUCCACUUCGACUGGGACGGGUUUUUCGUCCAGGGACUGCCUCAGGCGUUGCUUCGGAUACGAAGUAUCUUCAAUCUCGUAGAAGAUACUUCAUAUGCCAAAGGCACGCCUGAGGCAGUACUCCGCAAGAAAUCGCAAGCUCAAGCGCUACGCAUCGUGCGACAAAAGCCCUACUGUGGAAGCCUUCAAGAACCUCACCCGGCUGGAACAAGACGUUCUCAGCGAGCUCUUCUGCAUCGUGCCCCAAUGUCGCCAGACGACGACGACGAUGGUGGUAGCAUGGCAUACCAGGUCAUCGUGAAUCCGUUCGAGUUCUUACCGUCGUACUGCUUGCUGAAGCGCUUGUUCGAAGAGCGUCUCCCACCCUACCUCCUCAGAAGCGUGCUACAAUUACCCGGAGAACUGGGCGCGUACAAAGAAGAUUUCAAGAGACAAGACUGGGGCACAGUGUUUGAUCUCACGAACGGUCGGGCAUUUAAACCCCGCCGGGUGCGUGGCGUGGUCGCCAUGAAAUGUGUCUCGGGGUGUCUCGGGGUCUUCGGGUCUCAGGCACUCAUCACUUGCCUCAUCAUAGGGACGGAAUGA